Petromyzon marinus (sea lamprey) is the source of this 1584-nucleotide messenger RNA. It is a transcript of the gene OSGEP, whose product is annotated as O-sialoglycoprotein endopeptidase. Gene Ontology annotation, biological process: tRNA threonylcarbamoyladenosine modification. The record is from RefSeq and is a predicted model, not a curated record. NCBI's taxonomy places the organism in Eukaryota, Metazoa, Chordata, Hyperoartia, Petromyzontiformes, Petromyzontidae. Gene Ontology annotation, cellular component: cytoplasm; EKC/KEOPS complex.
CACUACACUGUACAUACUAUACACGACACCACGCGACACUGUACAAACUAAAACACCGCACACAUUGCGCACACUAACACUGCGCAUACCAAUAGUAUGACCGUUGUCAUUGGCUUUGAGGGCAGUGCAAACAAGCUGGGGAUCGGCAUUGUGCGAGAUGGUGUCGUCCUCUCCAACCCACGUUGCACCUACAUCACUCCUCCUGGCCAAGGGUUUCUACCGCGGGACACAGCUAAGCACCACCAGGAGCGAGUGUUGGAGAUCUUGCAGAAAGCUCUGGAUGAGGCUGGGAUUGCGCCACACGAGAUUGACUGUGUUGCAUACACAAAAGGCCCCGGGAUGGGCGCCCCGCUGGUGUCCGUGGCCCUGGUGGCUCGCACUGUGGCCCAGCUGUGGAGCAAGCCUCUGGUAGGAGUGAACCACUGCAUUGGCCACAUUGAAAUGGGGCGGCUCAUCACUGGAGCGCACAACCCGAUAGUGCUGUACGUCAGCGGAGGCAACACACAGGUGAUUGCUUACUCUCAGAGGAGGUACCGCAUUUUUGGGGAAACCAUCGACAUCGCGGUGGGAAAUUGCUUGGACAGAUUUGCUCGGGUACUCAAGAUAUCCAAUGAUCCAAGCCCUGGAUACAACAUUGAGCAAAUGGCAAAGAGAGGGAGCUUUGUGGAGUUGCCGUACACUGUCAAGGGCAUGGACGUCUCCUUCUCAGGGAUCCUCUCCUAUAUUGAGGAGGCAGCGCAGAGAAUGCUGGCGAGCGGCGAAUGCACUGCAGAAGAUCUAUGUUUCUCAUUGCAGGAGACCGUGUUUGCGAUGCUGGUGGAGAUCACGGAGCGUGCCAUGGCACACUGCGGAGUCAGGGAGGUGCUCAUCGUGGGCGGAGUUGGGUGCAACCUGCGUCUGCAGGAGAUGAUGGAGGUGAUGUGCAAGGAGAGAGGAGCAAAGCUCUUCGCUACUGAUGAGAGGUUCUGCAUCGACAAUGGAGCGAUGAUAGCUCAGGCUGGUUGGGAGAUGUUCCGAUCAGGCCUCACAACAGAGAUCAAAGACUCAUGGAUAACGCAACGAUUCCGUACGGACGACAUGGAGGUGACUUGGAGGGAUUAAUUGAAGCAGAGAGAACACAAUUCCUGUUGUUCUCCGAAGUUGGUGAUCCACCCGAUAUAUUAUCUUGUAUAUCUUUGUUUUCAUGAAAAACUGUAAUAUUCCAUCAACUUUAUUGCAGUUAAAGGUUUGGUUGAGUACUUGACAAGAAGAUUAUAGAUUUGAAGCUUUCGUGACUGCAGGAAUUACUCGUUGGUUCUUUCGGUAAAGUCACGUAUGAAGAAAAUAAAUUAAAUAAUAAUAUAACACGACUUUUCAACUGCAACACAAGCAACCGUCAUCAAGUAAGAAUGAAUGAGAAAACAAACAUAGCAAACUGAGAAAUAUAACGCAAUACAACACAGAGUCUGCUAACACAAAAGUCAACAUCCUACCUGGUUGAUUACGUUCUUCCAAAGAUUGCUAUAUUUGAGAGACAAAACACAGACACGGAGACACAUAGAGACAAGCAGAGAGAGACACACAAGCAGAGAGAGACACAAAGAA